This is a messenger RNA of Helianthus annuus (common sunflower), 849 nucleotides long. RefSeq names its product calmodulin-7. The transcript has 2 exons. The record is from RefSeq and is a predicted model, not a curated record. Lineage: Eukaryota; Viridiplantae; Streptophyta; Magnoliopsida; Asterales; Asteraceae. Gene Ontology annotation, molecular function: calcium ion binding; enzyme regulator activity. Bases 265 to 714 code for a protein of 149 amino acids.
UUUUUUUUUUUUUUUUUUUUUUUUGUUAUUAAAAAAGAUAAUAUUUAUUUAGUUAAUGAUAAUAAAUAGAAAUAGAAAAAGAAAAAGGAAAAUAGGAAGAAUAGAGAGAGAGGGUGGAGAGUUGAAAUCGGAUGCGACGAAUUUGAUAAACCGAUCAAGUCCUAAUAUCAUCAUUAUCAUACUCCAUUCCUUUCACUCUCCUCAUCGGAACACAACUUUCUCUCUCUCUCUACCGAUUCAUUUCCUUCGAAUCUACGAUCACACAUGGCGGAUCAGCUCACCGAUGAUCAGAUCUCCGAGUUCAAGGAAGCCUUCAGCCUAUUUGACAAGGAUGGCGAUGGUUGCAUCACGACAAAGGAGCUUGGAACUGUGAUGAGAUCCUUAGGGCAAAAUCCAACUGAAGCUGAACUCCAGGAUAUGAUAAAUGAAGUCGAUGCUGACGGGAAUGGAACCAUUGAUUUCCCGGAAUUUCUAAAUCUAAUGGCGAGAAAGAUGAAGGAUACAGACUCAGAGGAAGAACUGAAGGAAGCAUUUAGAGUUUUCGAUAAGGAUCAGAACGGUUUCAUUUCUGCUGCCGAGCUUCGUCAUGUUAUGACGAAUCUUGGUGAAAAGCUUACUGAUGAAGAAGUUGAUGAAAUGAUCCGGGAAGCUGACGUUGAUGGUGACGGUCAAAUCAACUAUGAGGAGUUUGUUAAGGUUAUGAUGGCCAAGUAGGCCAAGUAAUGACCCUUUUUUAUCUGUUUUUAUUUUGUUUUCAAAGGACAAAAAAGAUGAUUUUAGGCCAUGGAUAAUAUGUUUAAUUAUGCAUCUUUUGAGUGUUAUAUUGACAACUAUUUUCCACUUUCUUUC